Messenger RNA from Salmo salar (Atlantic salmon), 1904 nucleotides. Its product is annotated as LHFPL tetraspan subfamily member 3 protein-like. The record is from RefSeq and is a predicted model, not a curated record. NCBI's taxonomy places the organism in Eukaryota, Metazoa, Chordata, Actinopteri, Salmoniformes, Salmonidae. Gene Ontology annotation, cellular component: plasma membrane. Gene Ontology annotation, biological process: sensory perception of sound.
AAUCUAGACUAAAUCAAAUAGGAGUGUCGCUUUUUAGAUUUAACGAUUUUAUUUCAGAUGUCUCCCAUUCCAUCAUUGCACUGGGGCAUGAGAGUGGGAUAAGCGGUUAGAUAGGCUGUAUUGCGCAUGGUGCUUUAUCAGAGGGGUUUUGAUAGGUCUAUCGGUUGUGGCAGUCGGACUGCGCCUGUCUGGAAUACAGGUGUUCUUUGGUCAAAUAUGGACGCAGAGCACAUGAUGCACAGUGAGCAGAUUGUCAACACUCGCGACUUCAUCAUCUCAGUUAAAUGCACCUCCUCCACCUCAGCAACAUUGGUAUUCGGUGGAAGAUGAGGUUGUAGUCGCGUCUGUGAAGGGGGAUCUCAGCCGCUCUCCGUGGACUUUAGCAUUUUUCAUGGAUUAUUCAUCUCUGUGCGCCCUCAGUCGAAUGCAGUUCUGACCGUGGGAUGUUUGUUUAGCCUACUAUGGCUGUAGAGUAUUUGCUAAAUACAUGGCCGUUUCGAAUUAACACCCGGUGAUUAUUACAUGCUGUUAUCUCAGUGAUCAUUCAUUCAGAAGAUUCCUCCUCAGUAUUAAUCGUAAUAUCUCUCGGAUACCCAGCCUACCAUUCAAUAAAGACAAGAAAAACGGUGGCGGACACAAGCACAUUGCAAGCUGUGAGGUUUUAGUAAUAUCCAGUAGGCUAAACACUCGCUCUGGAGGGAGCAGUUUAUUCUGGGAGAUCGUGUCACUUUGACGCGGCCGGGAUGUGCUUUGUGCUUGAUUAAAGCUCUGUGUGUUAACAGUUCGUAAAUAUAAAAACCUUUAGAGACGGAAUGAUGGUGCCUGGGGCUCCUACAACCAUGCUUCCCGCUUCCGAGGCUGCCAAAAUCUACCAGACUAACUACGUGAGGAACUCCCGCGCUAUCGGGGUUCUGUGGGGCAUCUUCACCAUCCUCUUCGCUAUAGUCAACGUGGUGUGCUUCAUCCAGCCCUACUGGAUCGGAGACGGGAUGGACACGCCGCAGGCUGGCUACUUCGGCCUCUUCCACUACUGCAUCGGAAACGGGCUGUCCCGGGACCUGACGUGCCAGGGCAGCUUCAUGGAGUUCAGCACCAUCCCCUCCGGCGCCUUCAAAGCCGCGUCCUUCUUCAUCGGGAUGUCCAUGGCGCUGGUCAUUGGGUGCAUCGGCUGCUUCACGCUCUUCUUCUUCUGCAGCACAGGCACGGUCUACAAGAUCUGCGGCUGGAUGCAGCUGGCUGCGGGUACGUGCCUGAUUCUGGGCUGUAUGAUCUACCCAGACGGCUGGGACAGUGACGAGGUGAAGAGGAUGUGUGGGGAGCAGACAGACAAGUACACCCUGGGAGCGUGCUCCGUGCGCUGGGCCUACAUCCUGGCUAUCAUGGGCAUCAUGGAUGCCCUGAUACUCUCCUUCCUGGCCUUUGUUCUGGGAAACCGUCAGGAUGGGCUGAUGGCUGAUGAGCUGCUGGAUAAGACUGGUAAUUCCAUAUAAACAGUCAAAUGCUGUACAAAGGUGUUGGUGCCCGUCAGAGGGAAAGAUAAUGUAACACAACGAUCCAGCUUCAUACCGUCACUCUGGAGGUGGAAAGGAGAGCUACUGCUGUCGGAAAGAACAGAAUGAGAAAAAGACGAAUGAAAGAAAGGAGGAGACAUCCACUCUAAGAGAACCCACUUAGUAAAGACCAACCCCUACGGCCCCUUUCUCAUCCAGACAUGACCUCGAUAUUGGCAACAAAAGAUGGAAGACUUCACAUUGUUUUAUGAAAUGAAAUCCGUUACUGAGUGGACCCAGUAGGCCGAUGGCUUAAUGGGCAGCAGGUAGCCUAGCGGUUAGAGCAUUGGGUCAGUAACCGAAAGGUCGCUGGUUUGAAUACCUGAGCCGACAAGGUGAAACAAAGUCUGCCGU